AUGUCAGGAAAGGAACACAUUACAUCAGUAAAUGGGGGCACUCAUUUUGAAGAACUCAGAGGCUAUAACACCGUGAUAGGAGCAUUUCAAAGAGAUAAAAUUACCAACCUAUCGACAGUGACAGAGUUCUUUCUAAUGGGAUUUUCCAAUGACCAAGAUGAGCAAAUUUUGUAUUUUGUUUUGUUUCUCUGUAUUUAUUUAGUAGUCUUAGUAGGGAAUUUUCUCAUUAUCCUUGCCAUAGCCAUGAACCAUCACCUACACACUCCAAUGUACUUCUUUUUGGUCAGCCUGUCACUGACAGACAUUGGCUACAUCACAACUACUAUCCCCAAAUCCAUGGUUGCUUCUUGGACAGACAACAGACUGAUUUCUUUUGCCGGCUGUGUUGCCCAGGUUUUCUUAAUUAUCAGCUUUGGAGGUUCCGAGCUUGCCUUGCUCACUAUCAUGGCUUAUGACCGUUAUGUUGCAAUCUGCCAUCCUCUACAGUACCGACUAAUCAUGAACUGGGAUGCAUGCACCCAAAUGGCAGCUGCUUCCUGGAUAACUGCCCUGAUCUAUGCAUUGUUACAGACCAGUGUCACUUUCAGGAUGUACUUCUGUGGGUCCAAUAUUAUUGGGCAGUAUUUCUGUGAUAUCCCUCAGUUGAUGAAGAUUUCUUGUACUGAUACAAAAGUUAACCAAAUUCUGACUUCUUUCUUUGCAAUCGCAUUUGGAUCAUGUUGUGGUGGGUUCAUCUUUGUUUCCUAUGGCUACAUCUUCUCUGCUGCGCUGAGGAUCCCAUCUGUGAAAGGCAGAUAUAAAGCUUUCUCUACCUGCACUCCUCACCUGACUGUCUUUUCUUUAUUCAUCACCACAGCUCUUUUUUCACACAUGAGGCCUAAAACACUUUCUACUCCCACCGUGGACCUCAUUUCUGCAAUACUAUAUACAGUUUUGCCACCAGUUCUAAAUCCCAUUAUUUAUAGUUUAAGGAACAAGGACAUCCAAGAGGCGGUGUGGCAAAUACCAAAAAAACUUAAAAUGCUCCUCAGAUAA
Messenger RNA from Rhineura floridana, 1035 nucleotides. RefSeq names its product olfactory receptor 14A16-like. The record is from RefSeq and is a predicted model, not a curated record. NCBI's taxonomy places the organism in Eukaryota, Metazoa, Chordata, Lepidosauria, Squamata, Rhineuridae. Gene Ontology annotation, biological process: G protein-coupled receptor signaling pathway. The transcript has 2 exons. Bases 1 to 1035 code for a protein of 344 amino acids. Gene Ontology annotation, cellular component: membrane. Gene Ontology annotation, molecular function: olfactory receptor activity; G protein-coupled receptor activity.